UGGUCACACAGUCACUGUCUCUUUGCCUCCUUUUUUGCGAAAAAAGGCAAAUUUUCUAAGAAUUGGAAUUCCUCGAUUAGUAGGAAAAUCUAGUUAUGGCCAAUGUGGAGAUAUAUGACUCGUCUGAUUCAAAUCUGAGCAGCGAUGAAUAUAGCCCAGAGGAGGAUGAUCUGAUGGAUGCCGCAGUAAGCAACAAACCAAGAUUGGAGAAUACCCCAAAAAGAACUAGCUCCACUGGUUCUACUAAGAACUUGACAUUGGAGCCAAAACAGCUUCAGAAAGACGAGGAUGAGAAGAAACCGCCGAUAAAGGCCAAGGUGGAGACCGGACCCGGACUCGGACCCGGUUCGCAACCACUGAAGCCGCCCUCAAAUCCUUUGCAAACUCAACUUCAAAUUAAGCAAUUAAAACGAAGCAACCGGUCAAGUUUCUAUUUUAAACGUCGAAGUUUGUUAUGGCUCCGACGCUUACGCCGAUUUCCUGACGGCUAUAUGCGAUCCUUGAAAUAUACCGUAACACGAUAUCAAGUUCUUUUAUAUCGUUCAAAUCUUAGACGUCAUUCCAUGGCGGAACAUUCAGGGGAUCGCCAUGCUAGCUCGCACAGCCGUAGCCGUAGUCGCAGUCCAGCUAGUCGCAGUGUCAGUCAGUCGCCAGAGCUAAUAUGUCUGGAUGACACAGAGAAUGAGGAAUCACCAGAAAAGCUGGAAGCAGUCAAACGAAGUGCCCCGACUCCUGUGAAAUUUGAAUUAGGCACACCUCAUGCUCCGCCCAGUCGAAAGAUUCAGCUUAAUGAAGACGAUAAGGCUCCUGACCCAGUGCAAGUUGUAGCAAAGGAAAAUGGGUCCAUAUUGGAUGAGUUCUUGACACUAAAAGCAAAUAUCGCUACUCCUCCAGGCCUAUCAAGUGCUCCCGAUCUGGUUCCCCAUCAACAAACUCCACAUAAUUUACACGCAAUGCCCAAUCCAUAUGAUUUGACAGUUGGUAUACAAGUGACCCAGCAACUGGCGCAAACUGAAGCUGACAACAAUUGUCUGGCCAAUAAAGACGACGCAGUGGAGGUUCCAGUAUUAGAAACAAGCUGUAAACGGCGCCGAUCAUUUACGCCACCUUCGCUUGGCGAAAAGCGUGUCAAAUCUAUGCAAGUCGACUCCGAUGAUGAUACAAUUGAAUUCGCCAAGUCAGAACCGACAGAACAGUCACAACCAAAAUCAUCACUUGACCAGCUUACACAGCAGGACCAACAACAACCACAACAUGUACAGCAGCAACAACAAUCGCAUGGACAACAACAACAACAACAACUUGAGAAUCCAGGGUCUAUGCCGAAAAUGACCACAGAUGAGCCAAUUUUCAAAUUGGGUCCUGCCUUUACUUUGGCCCCACAAGAACAACAGCCAGCAGUCGAGCAACAAUCAGUGGUAGAUUUGGCUUGCAUGUCCUAUAGUUUAAGCACACCAACCCCUCCUCUACCGUCGGGCCAGGUAGAGCCCAUGGAGAUUAGCUAUCCCACCAUAGUCAAGCAAAAGGUUGUUGUCAAUAAGGUGGUAGAACCACAGUCUACAGUCAGUGACAGCCUGGAGACGCCUCCGCCCAUAAAUGCAAUCAAUCCAUUGGCUUCAUUCCCCACAUUUGCUGCCCCACAGCCACCACAGAAGCCCCGCCGAUCGGAUACGGUUUACACUCAAACUAUCAAUCAGAUAACAAAUCAAACCGCUCCUCAAACGCAAAUGCCCGGUCCCUCCCAAACACAAUCCCAAUCAAUUAUAUCUUCACUUUCACCAUCAAGCAGUUCCCUACCACAAGUUGCUGCUACAUCCUUACCGCCACAAGCAGGAAAUAGGCCACGUCAACAGAAAUCCUAUCCUGAUCUCACAAACAACGAUGCCAAUUUUCAUUAUCGCAUCAAGGAACUUUACUCCGAACUGGAUACGAUAAUCAAUGACAAAUUGAAUUCCCUUACACCUGAAUUGCAAUCGUUUAUGGACGAACGAAAACGCAUUGAUGCCGAUAUAAAGACGCUGGACAAGCUAAUUGUGCAAAAGGAGGAGGAAACCAAUCGUCUUAUACAUUUGCGUUGUGUCAAAGAGGAACUGCGCUCUCGCUUGGAGCGUAAGGAGCGUGUUCUGAUCAUUAAGGAUAUAUUGCCAAUGUUAGUGAAUAAAAACUGCAGCACCCCCGAGCUGUAUGAAAUGCAUUCAAUGCUACUAGAGGAGCAAAAUGCUCCAAUUACCCCAAAACAUGGAGGGCCAUCGGCCCUGGAGCGUUGCAUCAAUCAAUUGGAAAGCAGUCAGAACGAUUUAAGAUUGCUAAGAGGUGCACUAAACUUAAAAGAGCCUCUGUCAGGAAUAGCACAAUUCGGUGAGGCUUAUCGUAGGCGUAACUCUUUGCCCGCUGGACGACGAGAGAUGCAGGAUUCAAACUUCACGGAGGAUCACAUUGAGGAAAUGCCUUCCUUAUCCUUGAGCAAGCGCUCAAAACAAAUAAUACAAGCACAGCAGCAGAAAAGAUAUCAACACCUCAUGGUAGGCAAUUCAACGCCGAACCUCGUAGAUGCUGAUAAUAGAGCUAGUUCCUUUCCAACCCAACAACAAAAUCAUCAGCGUGAUCAGCGAAAUUCCUUUGACAAUCAUUUCGAUCGGGAAACUGCUGGAACACUUAAACCUCUGUACAAUAGCAGUCCCAUGCUUUAUAGUCGAGAUGGAGGCCAUUCUAACUCCAAACGAGGCGGCGGCGCACUCCAACAUUCCACAUAUCUCUCGGAUGAGAUAAAGAGAGAUCAGGAACGUGACCACGAAAGAGAUGCGGGUAGAUCAUCUGAAAAGAAACAUAAAGACAGUCGUCCUUCAAUGAAUGGUGUAGGGGGGGCCAACAACGAUGCGGAUCGUCGCUGUCAGCACUGUGAACGCUACGAGGCCAAUUUCAUGUGCGCCAGCUGUCAGAAUCAAUGGUAUUGCAGUCGAGAUUGUCAGCUCCGUGCUUGGGACUCUCAUUGGGAACAUUGUGGUAAAUAAAUGGACAACUAACCAUCUCGGAUUUAGCACUUCAGCAUUAAUUCGUCUAUAAUUAUAAUCUAUAUCUGUAGUAUCUCAUCAUAACCUUGACUUCAGACUCGUGUGUGCUUUCGAUUUUCCCCAAGACUUUAUAUAAUUUCCAAUAUUUGCAAUGCAAAAAUAAUUUACAAUUUUUUUUUGUAUUCAUUCAAAGCGCAUAAAAAAAACAAACCAACAAUAAAGAUGAUAUUUAAUCUAUA
Molecule: messenger RNA, 3250 nt
Organism: Drosophila willistoni
Lineage: Eukaryota; Metazoa; Arthropoda; Insecta; Diptera; Drosophilidae
Gene: RAF2
Product: J domain-containing protein DDB_G0295729
Exons: 6
Coding region: 96-3011 (971 amino acids)
Source: RefSeq, a predicted model, not a curated record